Molecule: messenger RNA, 1457 nt
Organism: Plutella xylostella (diamondback moth)
Lineage: Eukaryota; Metazoa; Arthropoda; Insecta; Lepidoptera; Plutellidae
Product: alpha/beta hydrolase domain-containing protein 17B
Biological process (GO): protein depalmitoylation
Cellular component (GO): endosome membrane; plasma membrane
Molecular function (GO): palmitoyl-(protein) hydrolase activity
Source: RefSeq, a predicted model, not a curated record
UAAAGCACAGCACUAAUCACACCGUCAUGGCUGAAAUGUUAUCGAACUGUCAAUUUUAGGUGAAAUUUUAUUAUUUUUAAAUGAAUACUAAUUUGUGACUUGUGAUUUUCUAAUGGAGAGUGUCAAAAUUUUAGCCAUAUGAUUUUGGAUCAGAUUUAAUCAUGAAUGGUUUAAGUUUUAGUGAACUUUGUUGCCUGUUUUGUUGUCCGCCAUGCCCGGGGAAAAUAGCUGCUAAGCUUGCAUUCCUGCCUCCCGAACCCACGUAUGCAUUUACCCCCGACGAGACUGGAUCCAAGUUUUCUAUAACACUCACUGAACGCGCAGAAUGGCAGUACUCGGAGAGAGAGAAGGAGAAUAUCGAGGGCUUCUACUCCAGGACGACGAGAGGCAACAGAAUCGCCUGUCUCUUUGUUCGCUGCAGCCCCAACGCGCGCUUCACGAUACUGUUCUCACACGGAAACGCCGUGGAUCUCGGACAAAUGAGUAGUUUUUACUUAGGGUUAGGCACUAGAAUAAACUGUAAUAUAUUUAGCUAUGAUUACUCUGGAUAUGGAGUGAGUGGAGGCAAACCCUCGGAGAAGAAUCUGUAUGCUGAUAUCGACGCGGCCUGGCAGGCGCUACGGACACGCUAUGGCAUCAGCCCGGAGAACAUUAUCCUGUAUGGACAGAGCAUCGGUACGGUGCCAACUGUGGACCUGGCUGCCCGCUACGAGGUGGGGGCGGUGGUGCUGCACUCCCCGCUCAUGUCUGGCAUGCGGGUCGCCUUCCCCAACACCAAGAGGACUUGGUUCUUUGAUGCAUUUCCCAGUAUUGACAAGAUCCCCAAGGUGACCUCACCAGUUCUGGUGAUUCAUGGAACUGAGGAUGAGGUCAUUGACUUCUCCCACGGGCUGGCCAUCUACGAGCGCUGCCCCCGUGCGGUCGAGCCUCUCUGGGUUGAGGGGGCCGGCCACAAUGAUGUUGAGCUGUUCAACCAGUACCUCGAGAGACUGAAGCGGUUCGUCUCAGUUGAGUUGCUCAACUGACAAAGACUGCCGGCCAGCGGCCAGACCAACCAUGGUGACGACCAAAACCCAGCUUCGACACUAAGCUCCGGUACGAAUAGUUCUGGCACAGAAAGACUCCUCUAGCUAGCGGGGGCCGGGCCUAGCCGGGCCGGCCCCACCAAAUAUUCUGCAAACAACGCUUCCAGUCCACAAAACUCGAAGGAGCCAACUAAACCUACGGAAUCUAGCAGCGAAAUUCAGAAGGAAACCAUAUCCAGUGCAACCAGGAGCCCCAGGACUAUUUCUCAUAACAUUAGCAUCAACAUAACGGAGGUGGAGUCCCCGGCGGGCGUGCGGCGGCGCGCGCACCUGCGCUCGCUCAGCGACGUGACCCCCGCGCCCCCGCGCUCCCCCCGUGCGCGCUCGCACUCGGAGCGCCCCGCGCCCCCCGCGUCCCCGCCCCCGCGCGCC